CGCCGUACAGACAAGAACAGUAGAAACGUAGAAACGCGCUUUCGUUUCGAGUUUUUUCAUUUUAAUUUCAAUUCCAUUUUCGUUCGUUUCGUUUUGGUGGAGAUUUUCGUUCUCGGGGUGUAUUGUGGACCCGCUCGUGUGCGUUUACGCCAAGUGCAGGAUUUCAGUCGAUCGUUUACGUUCGUGGUAAAAGCAUCGUAGGAGUAGCACGAGAAAGCCGAAGAUCAGUCGAAACAAAUAAACAAAAAAAAGGAUGAAUUGAUUAGUGAUCAAUCGUAACGUAGUGAAAGCAAAGCAAAAAAAAAAACAGGACAAUCACCUAUGUGGAAUACCUAACAAGGAUUAAGUGAAACUAUUAAAAAAAAAAACACUAAGUGCAUCGAGUUUGCAGUUGUGCAGUUUAGACUUUAUCGUGAAGGACACAGUGAAUUAUGCCAACAUCGAUCAUGCAGAAGAACUACAGCCAUUGUCCGCUCAAGAAGCGACCAGUCUUUAUUGACGAGGAAGUGAAAAAUGAUUCCGAAUCCGAUAUGGAACCAGAAAACCUCAGCACCAAACCGGAGGAUCUGUCGAUGAAGAAAAAGAAAGCUCGAUCAGAGUCUCCGGUAACUGUUGUGAUCAAAGCAGAGGAAACCUUGCCAACACCACCGCCAUCGUCUUCUCCCGAUCCAUCGGAAAUCAAAUCUCCCAUCUCCGUUCCUACGCCGAUCUAUGGAUCACACCCAUCGAUCUACUAUCCUGCCCCCCGUUCCCCAAGUUCACCGGCUGAGCCACUGCACAAUUUCUACAAAUCCGCUCCGAAUGUGUACUCCGGUUAUCCACACUUCUCGUAUGCAAUGCCAUACCCAGCCGAUCUGUACAAUCUGUACCAUCACAUCUCGCCACCUCGCUCGGAACCACUAUCGCCAUACGCUCAGCGGGACAGUUCCGUUUCGCCACCACAUCCGGGACACUACACCCGCCAGGAAUCGAUCUCACCUCCCACCAUGGUUCCGGCAUAUCCGGCCACGGAGUUGCGGUUGAAUCAGAACAACAACGUCAUCAAAUCCGAAUCCUACGCCCGCCAGCAUCGCUACAUGCCAUACAGUCUCAGCCAUCAUCAUCAGCUCAUGAUGCCUGUAGAACAUCCAUCGCUAUCGCCUGCCUCAAGCCACACCUCGUUCAACUCUUACCUUUCCUCGAACCGGUCACUUUCGCCGGCCCGAUCGAGCCCAUCGGAUGACUGUGAGGAAAACAACAACACCAACUCAUCGCAGUCGAUCCUCACCGAGAAAUCCACCUCCAGUUCAAACAUCCUGAAAGUGAAAAGUGAAAAAUCUAGUGACAAACCAAACGGAUCCGGAGCACCACGCUACCAGUGUCCGGACUGUGGCAAAUCAUACUCGACCUAUUCCGGGUUAUCGAAGCAUCAGCAGUUCCACUGUCCAGCUGCCGAAGGAAACCAAGCCCAGAAGAUCUUCGUUUGCAAGGAGUGCAACAAACCGUACAAAACCCUCGGUGCUCUGAAGAUGCACAUCCGAACCCACACACUUCCGUGCAAGUGCAACCUAUGUGAUAAGGCAUUCUCCCGGCCGUGGCUGUUGCAGGGUCACAUUCGUACCCACACCGGCGAGAAACCGUUCGUUUGCAAGCUCUGUUCGCGGGCCUUUGCCGAUCGGUCGAACCUUCGGGCUCACCAGCAAACCCACGAGGAUGUCAAACGAUUCAAGUGUCCAACCUGCACCAAAUCUUUCUCGCGGUUGCCGCUGCUAACGAAACACAACGAAACCGGAUGUCCGGGAAUUCAAAUGCCAGGAUCACAGUCCAGCCCGAGCUCACCAUCCCAUCACGAAGAAAAGUACAUCCCAACGGUGUUGUCCCAUAGCAACAUCGCCGUCUACUAGAUCCAAGUUGCCGCGUUGCCAAUGGAAACGCGAAACAACGGAAGUGCCUUUUCUGUCGCCAAUCAUACAAACACACACGCACACACAUAGUUCACCGCAAAAGACUGAAACUCAUUGCCACCGCGACCGUCUGAAGUUUUUCCUUUUUCCGAUGCGAAGGGAAAAUUUCGACUACAGAAACAAAAAAACCUGUGCAUAAUAAUGUUCUUCAAAGUGAAGAGUUAGAGUUCGUUUGUAAAUAGUUUAUUUAUUCAACGAGAUAAGUUAAAUCUAUUUCAGCAAGUUUUUUAGUUUCCAGAAAAUUACCAAAAAAAUAAGUUCGUGGCUUUUUUUUCUCUCUCGAGUGGUUCAAAAAUUGCCGCCACGAAUGUUUGUUUUUAGUUUUCGUAAGUUAUUUAUUUUCUUUUAAUCGGAAGAAACAGUUUCGAGUUGCUGCUGGUCGGUUUCCCAUCGGUUCUGCGGGACCUUCGGGGAACAUUCAAAUUAAACUUUGAAGAAAGUUGCUAAGCUAGUCAGUUAGUUUAAUUCUUUUAUUAUUUUUUUUUUGAUUUCAUUCUCCUACAAGCUAGUAUGAUUUAAGGUAGUAUUUCGUGUAAGUGACAAUCAGAAUUAUUUCAAAAAGGAUCUCAGUUGUAUGAAAUUCCUGCAAGUUGAAAGCCAUUCAAGUGAAUAAUGUGCCUUUAGAAAAUUUCGAUGAACGUUUGGUGGCAAACCACCGGAAACUGAUGCAUUUCAGACAGCCAUUUACUGUUCUGUGUAAAACAAAUACAUGACGAACUAGAGUUAGGAAACAUUUUUUUUAUAUACGAAGUAAAGAAACUAGGCUCUCUAUUGGUAUAUACAAAAUCAGCCACUACCAAUUGUACAUUUCAUGUAUUUUUAAACACUGUCGCCCAAUAAGAAGAAACGUAAUAUAUUUUGUUUUCAUUGUUUAGU
Molecule: messenger RNA, 2819 nt
Organism: Malaya genurostris
Lineage: Eukaryota; Metazoa; Arthropoda; Insecta; Diptera; Culicidae
Product: zinc finger protein SNAI2-like
Exons: 2
Coding region: 432-1883 (483 amino acids)
Biological process (GO): regulation of DNA-templated transcription
Molecular function (GO): RNA polymerase II cis-regulatory region sequence-specific DNA binding; DNA-binding transcription factor activity, RNA polymerase II-specific
Source: RefSeq, a predicted model, not a curated record